Dermochelys coriacea (leatherback sea turtle) is the source of this 1336-nucleotide messenger RNA. RefSeq names its product E1A-binding protein p400-like. Lineage: Eukaryota; Metazoa; Chordata; Testudines; Dermochelyidae. The transcript has 3 exons. Bases 159 to 1268 code for a protein of 369 amino acids. The record is from RefSeq and is a predicted model, not a curated record.
CGCAGUGGCUCGAACCGAACAGCGGGAGCGGCAGGGUUGCGCUAGGGGUAGGAUGUGUCCCCCCCCCCGCGUGACAGUCCCCAGCUUCCUGGGAGGAGGGAAGGGAAAGUGCGGCCCCGGCUCCUGCGAAUUUACUUUAAAAAACAAAAAAGGUGAAAAUGCACCAUGGGAACGGUCCUCAGAAUGCUCAGCGUCAGCUCCAGAGGUCCAGAUCCUUCACAGGUAGUGAGGGAGAAGAGCCGCAGACAAACUUACCGCAGUCCCCUGCGACUUCAUUUGCUCCUUCUGCAAGCCCAUCUGCCCCACAGUCCCCCAGUUACCAAAUACAGCAAUUUAUAAUGAGUAGAAGUCCGGUAGCUGGGCAGAAUGUGAACAUCACACUGCAGAACGUUGGACCGGUAGCAUCAGGAACCCAACAGAUAACACUUACCCCUUUGCCAAUACCAAAUCCAACAUCACCAAAUUUUCAGUUUAGCCCUCAGCAAAGGAGGUUUGAGCAUGGCUCUCCAUCAUAUAUUCAAGUUACUUCACCAUUGCCCCAGCAGGUUCAGUCUCAAAGCCCUACACAACCCAGUCCUGUACCAGUGCAGUCACUCCCAAAUGUUCGGGCAGGCACUCCAGGUUCUGCCUUGGGUAUGUGCAGCCAGAGCCCUACUAGAGGAUUUGUAGAUGCUAGUUUGCUUGUGCGACAGAUCAGUCUGAGCCCUUCAAAUGGUGGACACUUUGUAUAUCAAGAAGGAUCUGGAAUUGCACAAAUUGCUCAAGGAACUACAGCACAGGUACAAAUUCCAUCUUCUGGCGCACCUGCAACUGUACGAGAACGCAGGCUUUCACAACCUCAUUCACAGACUGGUGGCACCAUUCAUCAUCUUGGACCUCAAAGUCCUGUAGCUAGUGGAGCAAACAUGCAAUCUUUGACUAGCCCAGGUCAUAUUACAACUACUAACUUGCCACCGCAAAUCAGCAAUAUUAUUCAAGGGCAGCUCAUGCAGCAGCAGCAAGCACUUCAAGGGCAGCUGUUGAGCAGACCCAUAGGAUUUGAUAGGGUUUCUGGUAGAUUAAUAGCUGCAGCUGGAGGACCCAACUCCGCAGGCCCGCUCCGCAGCUUCCCCCUGCGCAUGGGACGGGUGCAGGGCGGAGGGGAGCCUGGCACCUCCACUCUGGCACCCCCGGCGGGGACCCACUUACCCCAGGAGCUGGGGCCGCACACUGUCACCGGGGAUGAGGUGACACAUCCCUUAUGGGUGCUGAUAGGAGACAAACCAUGAGUUCCGUUCCUGUACGGUGACUCCCUCACUACGUAUGCGCAAUGGCUCGAACCAAACAAUGGGAGCAG